AUAAUAGCUCCCCCAUUUUCUUUAGAUUUAAAUUAAUAUCCAUAGUUCUAUGAAUUGGAUCAAAGCUUCAAUUGAAUAGAUCCAGUUUAGACAAAAUAAUAAUUCUAACAAACAUAAUUUCAGUGUACAUACAGUGUAUCAAUAUGGAAAAGAUCAUGUAAAUUCUUUAGUCAGAAAAAUACAUCCCACUUGGAAUGUUUUCAGUGCGAAAGUGCAAGGAUUAAUGGCUGCAAUCACGGAUCUCUUGUUAUUGUUUACAUUUUGAAACAGCCGAAGGCCUCUACUUUAUGGGGUUGUCAUUGACAGUGGACGAGAUGACAAAUUGAUCCGCUUUUGCUGGGCUAACCAAUGCGCAGCUAUAGCUCUCGAAGGGUUUCUGGAAACUUGGAUCUCGAGGAUGUUCAAAUGACUGCAGAAACAUAACGCAUAGUUGCAAAGGUCAAGCCAAGAUCACCAGAGAAAAACACAGGGGUGCACAAUGUUUAGUGCAACUCAGAGUUCCAAGUCUGAGUUCCUGGACAAAGCCAGGCAGGCACGUGAGGAGAGGAAGGGGUACAAAGAGAGGGAGAGAGCAGCCACUCUGAUUCAAGCGCUGGUCAGGAGAUUCCUCUGUCGCUGCAAACUCCAGAAGCAAAUAAGGAAAGAGGUUGAUGACUUCUUUCAAGAUGUCGGAACAACAAAAAGAAAUGCACUAUCAAUUUUUAAAAUUGCUCGGAAGUUGUUAUUCAUUUUUUGUCAAGAGGAUAAGCUGAGGUUUGAGAAGCUUUGUCGCUCCAUUCUUGGUAGCAUGGAGGUUGAAAAUGAGCCCAAAGUUUGGUACGUGUCACUGGCCCUUUCCAAAGACCUCACCAUCCCAUGGAUAAAGCAGAUCAAAGAUGUUCUGUGGGUCUCCUGUAAUUUUCUGAAAAAAUUAAAGCCUGACAUCCUGCAGGACAAUAAGCUGGUGACUUUGUACCUUACCAUGCUGGUGACCUUCACAGAUACGUCAACCUGGAAGAUAGUGAGAGGGAAAGGAGAUGCCCUCAGACCAGCGUUGACCCGGAUCUGUGAGAACAUCAUGGGGCAUCUCAAUCAAAAGGGAUUUUAUUCAAUACUGCAGAUUCUACUCACCAACGGAUUGGCGCGCUCCAGACCCUCUCUUACCAAGGGCACACUCACAGCAGUAUUCACAUUGGCAUUAAGACCUGUCAUUGCUGCUCACUUCUCUGACAACCUGCUGAGGUCUCUUCUCAUCCACAUCAUGUCUGUCCCAGCUGUCGUCUCCCACAUCAACACCAUCACCCCAGAGUGCAUGGCCACCAUACAGACCCACGACCUGCUGAGGAAGUUCACACUGUUCCUGAGCCGCGAGGAGCAGUGUGUCGACAUCUGUGUCUGCCUGGAGGGGAGCCACACACUGUGCUUGCUGGGUAACCUGAUUCACCUGGGCUACCUCAACGAGAAAGUCCUGGAGGAGGAGGCCAACCACUUUGUGAAAGACCUGACGGACAUGCUGUCCUACUGCCAGAGAUACGUGUCCCAGAAGAAAUCCAACCUCACUCACUGGCACCCGGUCUUAGGCUGGUUUUCCCAAACUGUAGACUACGGUCUGAAUGAGUCUAUGCCACUGGUCACCAAGCAGCUGCAGUACCUGUGGGGCAUGCCUGUGAUCCGGACUCUCUUCAGUGACGUGCUCAGCAAAAAGCUUGAGACCCAAGAGCCCACGCCUCCACCACAGCCUACCACGUCGCAGAACAACCUUCCAGUCAAGAGCCUCUUUAAGCGGGCGUUUCAGAAGUCUGCCUCGGUGCGCAACAUCUUGAAGCCGGUCGGAGGGAGACGAGUGGACUCCGCUGAGGUGCAGAAGGUGUGCAGUAUCUGUGUGCUGUACCAGACAGCCCUCACCACGCUCACUCAGAUACGACUGCAAAUCCUCACUGGCCUAACCUACCUGGAUGACCUUCUGCCUAAGCUGUGGGCCUUCAUCUGCGAGCUAGGCCCCCAGGGAGGUCUCAAGCUGUUCAUGGAGUGCCUGAACAACGACACAGAGGAGUCUAAGCAGCUGCUGGCCAUGCUCAUGCUGUUCUGUGACUGCUCCAGACACCUCAUCACGAUCCUGGAUGACAUUGAGGUUUACGAGGAGCAGAUCUCAUUUAAGACAGAAGAGCUUGUCACCAUCUCCUCGUUUCUCAACACAUUUGUGUACAAGAUGGUCUGGGACGGCAUUUUAGAGAAUGCCAAGGGGGAGAAGCUGGACCUGUUCCACAGUGUUCACGGCUGGCUGAUGGUGCUCUAUGAGCGGGACUGCAGGAGGAGGUUCUCCCCUGAUGAUAACUGGCUGCGCAAGGAUCUGAAGCCAAGCCUUUUGUUCCAAGAGCUGGAGAAGGGCAAGAGGAGAGCUCAGCUGUUACUGCAGUACAUACCACACGUCAUUCCCCACAAAAACAGGGUCCUGCUGUUCCGGAACAUUAUUACCAAGGAGAAGGAAACCUUGGGAUUGGUGGAAACAAGCUCCGCGUCUCCGCAUGUCACCCAUAUCACCAUUCGCCGCUCACGGAUGUUAGAGGAUGGUUAUGACCAACUCCGCCGGUUGCCUGUCAACUCCAUCAAAGGCGUGAUCCGUGUGAAGUUUGUCAACGACCUGGGUGUGGACGAGGCCGGAAUCGACCAGGACGGCGUCUUCAAGGAGUUCCUGGAAGAGAUCAUCAAGAAAGUCUUCAACCCAGCACUCAACCUCUUUAAGACCACCAGUGGCAACGAGAGGUUGUACCCUUCCCCUACAUCCUACAUCCACGAGAACCACCUGCAGCUUUUUGAGUUUGUGGGGAAGAUGCUUGGCAAAGCAAUGUAUGAGGGCAUCGUGGUGGACGUGCCCUUCGCCUCCUUCUUCCUCAGCCAGGUCAUGGGUCACCACCACAGCACCUUCUACAGCUCCAUCGACGAGCUGCCCUCCCUGGACUCGGAGUUCUACAAGAACCUCACCUCCAUCAAGCGCUAUGACGGGGAUGUUGGUGAUUUGGGACUGACACUAUCGUAUGACGAGGAUGUUAUGGGACAGCUGGUCUGUCACGAGCUGAUUCCUGGAGGAAAGACGAUGCAAGUCACUAACGAAAACAAGAUCAGCUACAUCCACCUGAUGGCGCACUUCCGCAUGCACACGCAGAUCAAGGAGCAGACGGCAGCUUUUAUCCGAGGAUACCGCAGCAUCAUCAAUCCAGAGUGGCUGCACAUGUUCUCCACCCCCGAGGUCCAGCGCCUCGUCUCCGGGGACAAUGCCGAGAUUGACCUGGAUGACCUCAAGAAACACACAGUUUACUAUGGAGGUUUCCACAGCAGCCAUCGGGUCAUCAUCUGGCUGUGGGACAUCCUGUCCAGUGACUUCUCCUCUGAGGAAAGAGCCAUGUUCCUCAAGUUUGUUACCAGUUGUUCAAGACCCCCCCUCCUAGGUUUUGCCUACCUCAAGCCCCCUUUCUCCAUCCGCUGUGUGGAGGUGUCCGACGAUCAGGACACUGGGGACACCCUAGGCAGCGUCCUCCGUGGUUUCUUCACCAUCCGGAAGAAGGAACCAGGCGGUCGCCUCCCCACCUCGUCCACAUGCUUCAACCUGCUCAAGCUGCCUAACUACAGCAAGAAGAGCAUCCUGCGUGACAAGCUCCGCUACGCCAUCAGUAUGAACACAGGUUUUGAGCUCUCAUAAAAUAAACUCCCCCCUGCUCGUGGCCUGCUGACAGCAAAACUAAUGGGAGAAUGACUGAAGAGCAUCCUCCUUACCCAGGCUAGAGGCGGGAGUCUGUUAAGUCAGUGGAGCUUUACCAAAGCAGAAGGCAAAACACGUAAGACACCCCCCCCCUUUACCUUUAUCGCAGCCUUGGUAACCAGAAGAGCUCCGCCCCCUCUCUUAUCCCAAUCAGUCUGGAUUCUGGAAGAUACCCACCCCAAGGGCUCUCAAGCCCAUUUGCUGCCUCUGUAACCACGGUAACCUAUUUUCUGACCAGUUGUAGUCUUUUGACUACGUAAAAAAAAAUUAUCUUCAAAUAGACAAGUAGCUAAAGAAACAAGUGCUGUGGGAGCAACUCAUUUGGAACAGUUACUUUCUGCUCUCAACUUUAACCCCAUGCUAAUAAUCGUAACAAGGAGAAGAAUGUGUUACCUAACACAUUGCCAAACUAAAAUGGCUCCAUGUCUUACCAUUUCUUCUCAGGCUUAAUAGAACGAUACUUGGAUCUAGCACUCCCACGUCAAAUUAACUGGAAAGCAAUAUAGAUGCAAUGCAAGCCAUUAGACACGUGAUAGACUUCUCACUGGAGCAAAACCAUAGAACAAAGUUUCCUAUCUAUUGGAAUACAAUAUUAUCCAUGCAACUUUCAGCUGUCAUUCGAUGAGUCUUAAUAGCCUUGUUGAACAUGACGAAAGCACCUUUUUAUAAAGAGACGACAAAUCACUGCCUCAUGUUCAACAACAAGUUCUAACCACGGAGAGGUGGUCACCUGUUGACGCCUGUGUCAUAUUUAUAUUGGCUCUCAUGGAUUCAUUAAGGAAUUAAAUCCUGACGAUCUUUCUCUCCCCAUAUACACACACUACAGUCAGUCACCUGACAAAAGCAUUAGACCUUGUAUCUCUGUUCUCUAAUGUAUUGAAAUUAGAACUCAUGUUACACUGCAAUGCAUUUGUAACCCAAAGUGAUGCCUGUCGGUCAUGUCAAUACUUUCACUGAUCAUGCGAUUGUUUGAUACAGACAAAUGAUGUCCCAUUAUCUUAUGUCGUGGUUCCGGAGUCUUUUUUGUUGUUGUUUUUUUGUUUGCUUUUGAUAAUUAAUUAGUGGCUCUUGAAUGUUUUUUAUGAUUUGCUGUGAAAUAUCUGGGUCCUAUAACUACAGCAGACAACUGUUGUUUUUUCCGCAUUGCAUGUCGCUGAUUGUGACCUUCCCAAACAAAUUUGUUACAGUGAAGUCAAUCAUGAACGUUUCUCUAUACACUAGGAUUUCACUGAAUAAUUCUCACUACAGCUCUGAAAAAUGCUGAGUGCCUCAUAUGUCCCCACCUCAUAUGUCUAAGUGUGGCGUUUGAUCGCGUUUGUGACUGACCAUGUCUCUUCGAAAUGGAAUCAAGCCAUAAACACACAGGACAAGGUAUUUAUAAGGACUUGAGCCUGCUUAGAGAUAAUUCAAAUUCAACGCUCCCUCUACCGUGUCCGCCACUGAACCAACCAACCAACCAAACCAGGAAAGUUUGGUGUCAUUUGUCACUGGCUGUGCAUGCCAACCCUGUAAGGAUGCUCCCUUGUCUGAAGACCUUACAGCCACAUGGAAAGGGGUUACGCAGGGAGCAAACCAUACUACAACAUGAUGUCAUGGGUUGGUUGAUCACCUGAAUCUGAAAGCAUUUCUUUUGUAUCCAUCUACCCUCCUUCAGACCCUCUCUUGCACAGAAAACCCUGCCAAAUACCAUGCAAAAUGUUGCAUUAACAGGGUCAAAUAAAAAUAGACUAUGUGGGGCAGUUGUUAGUAACUUGGUGGUGGGAGAUGAGGCAAUUUAGGGUUUUAAAUGGAAAUGAAAGAUAAACAGGCUGAUAAAAAGCAAUAGCCUGUCUGUUGACUCUGUAUUUUAUGCAGCACUUUUUCCUGAGGGGUGUACGUGUGCACUGCGUGGUUGUGGUCAGCCAUUGAUACGGCUCUGGUUGUGGUCAGCCAUUGAUACGGCUCUGGUUGUGGUCAGCCAUUGAUACGGCUUUGGUUGUGGUCAGCCAGAGAUGCGGCUCUGGUUGUGGUCAGCCAGAGAUGCGGCUCUGGUUGUGGUCAGCCAGAGAUGCGGCUCUGGUUGUGGUCAGCCAGAGAUGCGGCUCUGGUUGUGGUCAGCCAGAGAUGCGGCUCUGGUUGUGGUCAGCCAGAGAUGCGGUUGUGAUAAUUUCUAGUUGAAGGCGUAAUGCACCCCAACACCUCAACGCAUUUAUCACUAGCUAACAGAAAACACCUUUCUGAUGAUGUUAUGGGGAUUAUAUGGGCCAUUAAACAAGGUUCUGUAUGGUUUUAUAUUGCUUCGCUAUCUUAUAUUGACCAAUGAACCGCAAUCUGUGAUCUAUUUGUUUGUGUAUAGUAAUAUUAGAGGGAUACAACCUACAUGUACAGGCAUUUCCCCCAGUUAUGAAUGCCAUCAAUUUCAUUGGCAAAUUGAAAUAACUAUUAGAGACUAUAGUAUGGGAAAAUCUUACCUCAAUUUUGUCUGUUGUGACUGCGAUAUAUUUAAUUCCCAAGAUCCUCUGACUGUGGCCUCUCUGACAAGUCAGUGGUCAAUGUCCUCAGUGGUGUCUGACUAAAUGUUACCCAUAAUUUUUUUCAAUCAAUUGUUUCAACAGCCUGAUGCGGAUUAGAAAUGAGGUUUGGAAAUGGAGCUGUAGUGAGACAUGUUCAGUGUCCAAGAGAGAAUGGAAGAUAUCCCACACACUCUGUCUGUUGUGUUUGAUGAGGUCAUUCCUCACUUUUAAAUGAUGUCAUGAGAACUUGCUAUCUUUUUAUUCGAAGAAAAGGAAAUCCAGGAAAUGUGCAACAUACUCCUAUGAAAGUACUGUCCUCCCUCCUUUUUAAGUGUUUUUGAAACUGGUUGCACUAUGUGAAAUACAGGUUGUUGAAAAGGUUAUUUCAAUGUAAAACAUGUCUGUGUAAGAUAUUUCUGCUGUAAAACAUUAACAAUUGUUGAGUCAUGUUAACCAUAUUUAUUCUAAACUUGACUUAACUAAAGUGUGUCUUUCUUCAGGAA
Oncorhynchus gorbuscha (pink salmon) is the source of this 6731-nucleotide messenger RNA. It is a transcript of the gene ube3b, whose product is annotated as ubiquitin protein ligase E3B. The transcript has 28 exons. The record is from RefSeq and is a predicted model, not a curated record. NCBI's taxonomy places the organism in Eukaryota, Metazoa, Chordata, Actinopteri, Salmoniformes, Salmonidae. Gene Ontology annotation, biological process: protein polyubiquitination; ubiquitin-dependent protein catabolic process. Gene Ontology annotation, molecular function: protein binding; ubiquitin protein ligase activity. The coding region runs from base 479 to 3676 and encodes 1065 amino acids.